Prorocentrum cordatum is the source of this 405-nucleotide messenger RNA. NCBI's taxonomy places the organism in Eukaryota, Dinophyceae, Prorocentrales, Prorocentraceae. The record is from the annotation of a GenBank genome assembly.
CCGCCGGGGCUCGAGAGGCCCGCGGAUACUCCUGGGGGCUCCCAGGCUCGCCCCGUGCUCAAGCCAGGCGCCGCGCCCCGGAAGACUUUGGCAGCCAUGGGCGGCCACAUGCGGCUCUGGCACCCGAAGUGGUUUUCGCGCUACCUCUGGGGCUUCGUGGGCAGCGCUCAGCUCAUGGGUUUUGCCGCGGACCAGAGCUAUGGCAUCAAUCGCGCCAAGAACCCUGAGGUGUUGUGGCCUUGGUGGCACGAGAUCAUGCGCAAGAAGGAGAACGGCGAGAUCCCCAUGGACAUGCCGGGGUACAUGCUGACCAAGUACCGCAAUGAGUCCGAGCAGCGCUGGAGCGCGGAGAAGGAGGAGAAGUUCGGUGAGUUUAUGAACGCCAUGAGCGCGGAGGAGGAGUGA